This is a messenger RNA of Helianthus annuus (common sunflower), 351 nucleotides long. RefSeq names its product classical arabinogalactan protein 10-like. The record is from RefSeq and is a predicted model, not a curated record. The coding region runs from base 1 to 351 and encodes 116 amino acids. The transcript has a single exon. Lineage: Eukaryota; Viridiplantae; Streptophyta; Magnoliopsida; Asterales; Asteraceae.
AUGGCGUCUUCAGGUUAUGUUAUGUUUAUUUUGUUUGCUAUGAUCGUUGGAUCAGCUCUUUCUCAGUCACCCACCGGUUCUCCGACGAUAUCUCCGGUUGCUUCUCCGGUUUCAUCACCUCCUUCUCCGACGAUCACUCCUAGCUCUGCACCAACUGAAGCUCCGUUAGCUUCUCCACCUGCUCCCCCUACCUCUCUUUCUCCCGGUGGUUCUCCGGCGUCUUCUCCGUCGUUUAUUCCGUCCACUCCGACUGGAUCGCCGACUACUUCGCCGCCUAGUGCUGCUACGUUUAAUAGAGUUGCUGUUGGAUCUGUGGCCGUGGUUAUGUUUGCUGCGGCUUUGGUUAUGUAG